Ostreococcus lucimarinus CCE9901 is the source of this 1382-nucleotide messenger RNA. RefSeq lists its product with no specific name. Bases 107 to 1150 code for a protein of 347 amino acids. Gene Ontology annotation, cellular component: endoplasmic reticulum. Gene Ontology annotation, biological process: peptidyl-proline hydroxylation to 4-hydroxy-L-proline. The transcript has a single exon. The record is from RefSeq and is a predicted model, not a curated record. NCBI's taxonomy places the organism in Eukaryota, Viridiplantae, Chlorophyta, Mamiellophyceae, Mamiellales, Bathycoccaceae. Gene Ontology annotation, molecular function: iron ion binding; L-ascorbic acid binding; procollagen-proline 4-dioxygenase activity.
UGUACGUUGAACUCGAUUCGUUUCGCUAGGAAAUGUCUCUUGUUAUGUCACUGGAAAAGCAAAACACGAACGUCUCGUCUCGCCUCGCCUCGCGUCACACCGCGUCAUGACGACAUCCGCGCCUCGUCUCGCCGCGUCGCUCUGCGAGCGGCGAGCGUCGACGCCGGCGUCGACGUCGUCGCGCGUGCCCGCGCGAACGCGCCGCGGCGCGCCGCCGCGCGCCGGUUUCGGCGCGGCGGUCCCCACCGCGCGCUCGGCGGCGGUUUUAGACAAGCACGUCCCCAUCGACCGCUACGCGGACGGUUUGCGGCAGCUGCACGCCUCCCCCGACGUCUUCGUCGUCGAUGACUUUCUGAGCGCCGACGCGUGCGCGGACAUAAUCGCUCGGGCGAAGGCGAAAGGGGACAUGACGCAGAGCCCGGUGGUGUACGCCGGGUGGACGAACGACGUCGAGGCGUGGACGUCCACGGUGUCCAGUGGACCCGCGGUUUGGAUCGGAGCGCUCGCGAUGUUGAUAGGAUCGGCCGCGUUCGGGCAGUCCGGCCUGGGGUUGCUCGGCGAGGGCGUGGUCGGGUACUUGGGCGCCGUCGGCGCGGCGUACGCGGCGUCUCUGGCGUACGUGAAAGAUAAGGAGCGAGAGCUCGGGGAUUUGCGAACGAGCACGAGCACGGCGUUGGACGGCUCUGGGGUCGGUGAGCGUGAGUUGAUACGAGCGACGGAGAGAUUGCUUCCGGGGACGUCGUGGACGACGUACGAGGCGCCGACGGUGAUUCGGUACGAGCGAGGCCAGAAGCUGGCGCCGCACUUCGACGCCAAUCGCGGCGCGGCGGUGGAGGACGCCAAUCGCGGCGGGCAGACUUUAGUGACCUUGCUCGUCUACUUGAACGACGUUGAUGAGGUGCGCGGUGGCGGUCAGACCGUGUUCGGGCGGUUGGGUGACCUCGCCGUGCGACCGGCGAAAGGACGCGCCUUGGUGUUCUUUCCGGCGAACGCCGACGGCGAGUUCGACGACCGCGUCGAGCACGAGGGCACGGAAGCGAACGAAGAGAAAUGGAUCGUGCGCAUAUGGGUGCACCAAAACGAGGUCGGAGGACCCCCGAGCGGUUUGCCAGACGACUGGAACGAUGAACGGGGAGUCGUCGCUCCGUGAAGUGUACGAGGUGCUCAUCGCGCCGCAGCUGCACGCUCGAUGCGCCGAAGUCUUGGCCGCGUGCACGUCGAUUCGACGAACAGGAUGUGUGGCGGAACUCCGGAUGUUUGCCUUGGCCGACGAGUCUCGCCGAAAACGCGAGAUCGAUCGGCGUCCGCGCACCGUGACGGAGGCGCUCCAUAGCCCACCAUCCCGCCUAGUAGCCCACCGGCGCCUCAUAGCCCACCAUCCC